AUGGAGGAAAUCCUGCGGGAUGCGGAGACGCUGUCGGUUCGAAUGAAGCACAGGGGUGCUUGUUCGUGUGACAAUGACACCGGCGACGGUGCCGGGGUCGUCACCGCCAUUCCUCAUCAACUCUACUUCAACGCACACUUUUUCUGCCAAUCGCAUUUCAUAGUGCGAACUCAAAAUUUUGAUUAG
Molecule: messenger RNA, 186 nt
Organism: Darwinula stevensoni
Lineage: Eukaryota; Metazoa; Arthropoda; Ostracoda; Podocopida; Darwinulidae
Source: the annotation of a GenBank genome assembly